UUAAGUAGUUGGCUAAGUUGUCUUCUUAAGGGUCUUGGCUUGGCGAUCAAAGAGACCAUAUCAGGCAAUCAGCAACUCACAAAUCUACUCACUUAUUUUUGGUUGGUUUCAGUGGCUGCUUGCGUUUCAGUGCAAUUGGUUUAUCUGAAUAAAGCUCUUGAUAUGUUCAACACAUCGAUGGUGACUCCAAUCUACUAUGUAUUCUUCACAACCUUUGUAAUUCUAGCGUCCUCUAUUUUGUAUAAGGAAUGGUCUUGUCUUGGUGCUUCAGAUAUCCUAGGUAACGUGAUUGGUUUCUUAACGACCAUCAUCGGGAUAUUCCAGAUGCAGUUGUUCCGUGACGUAAACAUCAGUUUACGUCAAGUUCGGGUACUUCUUCACCGACCAUCUGCAUCUCUUGCCAGCCUUGAUCUCUCGUCAAAUUCCGCCACAAACCUCGUCGAUGAAUUCACCAUUUCGCCACCGAAUGGCGCCGCUAGGCACGCUGCUUACACGUGA
Strongylus vulgaris is the source of this 498-nucleotide messenger RNA. The record is from the annotation of a GenBank genome assembly. Lineage: Eukaryota; Metazoa; Nematoda; Chromadorea; Rhabditida; Strongylidae.